GCGAUUUUGAAGUGUCGUUUCAAACCAGGGUGGUUAACUGAAUAUUACUGGGUACAGAAAAACAAAGGACAUUCGAAAAGCACAUUGUCGGGUCUGUAUGAAGACCAUUGGUGUCGGGGGAUGGGGGAAAGUGCCACGAGAAAGAGGAAACCCACAAAGAAAACAUGAAAUUGAGAAGCAAUGUGUUUGCUUGUAAUAACUUAAAAAAAUCGGUGAGGCACGGGCCCUUUACAACCUUGGCAACGUGUAUCAUGCAAAGGGGAAGCACACCAGGCGAUCAGGGAACCAGGACCCCGGGGAAUUCCCUGCAGAGGUCAAGGAGUGUCUGGUCAAAGCUGCUGAAUACUAUGAAGGUUAGCAAUAGCCCGUGAGUUUGGUGACAAGGCUGCCGAGAGACGGGCCUACAGUAACCUAGGCAAUGCCCACAUAUUCCUGGGAGAGUUUGAAGUAGCUGCUGAACACUAUAGAAAAACGUUACAAAUUGCCAAACAGCUGGGUGAUAAGGCGCUGGAGGCCCAGGCAUGUUACAGCCUCGGGAACACAUACACGCUCCUGAAGGACUAUGAGCAGGCGAUAGAGUUCCACAUGAAGCACCUCAAGAUCGCCCAGAAGCUUGAAGACCGGGUCGGGGAGGGUCGGGCGUGUUGGAGCCUCGGGAACGCCCACACGGCCCUAGGGCGUAACGAAGAGGCUUUGCAGUAUGCCAGCAAACAUCUCGAGAUCUCUAAAGAGAUUGGAGAUGAGACAGGUCAGGUGACUGCCCAGAUGAACCUUGCUGACCUCAAGUCAGUGCUGGGCAUCAAAGUGGGGCCAGACGAAGGUCACAGGCCCAGCCCCUUAGACCAUCUGGAUGUUGGAAUGUACCGACGUACCGGCGUCUCCCGGCGACACAGCAUGGAACAGAUGGAGUUGAUGAAGCUCACGCCAGACAAGAAAGGAGAGACAAUCCCAGUACAUGGCGGGGCAAGACCUAAGAUACCCAAGGUGCAGAAAUCCAUGACCGUGGCCACAUCAGAGACAAUCAUAGCCAAGAAUCAGGCCCCUAUGGUUGAGACACUGUCCCCAGAAGAUGAUGGUUUCUUUGAUCUGCUGAGCAAGUUCCAAGGUCGCCGUAUCGACGAGCAGCGGUGCAGCCUCAAGUUGCCUGCGGAGAAAAAUGGACUCCUGGAGUCAGAAAACAAGGAGAACAGACCCAAACUGGUGUCCACCCCAGACAGCGAGAACUUCCUUGACAUGGUGGCAGGCAUUCAGGGGUCACGCAUGAACGACCAGCGAGCCUCACUACCGCAGUUUCCAGGUCUCAACUCCCAAGCCGUUAUCAACCAAUAUCUCCGCGAGAGAAACGUUAACGACGUACCAGACGACAGCUUCUUUGAAAUGCUCAUGCGUUGUCAGGGAUCCCGGAUUGAUGAUCAGCGUAGUGCCCUACCACACAACCGCCCCGCCCCAACCGUCCCAGACGAAGAUUUCUUCGGGCUGAUCCAGAAGGUCCAGUCUAGCCGUCUGGAGGAGCAGAGAACCAGUCUACCCGAUAAGGAUGAAAUCUCGCCUCCUCAACAGGCCUCCGUGAAGAAGAAAAAGAAAUAA
Molecule: messenger RNA, 1587 nt
Organism: Dreissena polymorpha
Lineage: Eukaryota; Metazoa; Mollusca; Bivalvia; Myida; Dreissenidae
Product: G-protein-signaling modulator 2-like
Exons: 9
Coding region: 586-1587 (333 amino acids)
Molecular function (GO): protein binding; GTPase regulator activity
Source: RefSeq, a predicted model, not a curated record